Messenger RNA from Schistocerca cancellata (South American locust), 3548 nucleotides. Its product is annotated as transcriptional regulator ERG homolog. Gene Ontology annotation, cellular component: nucleus. The record is from RefSeq and is a predicted model, not a curated record. Gene Ontology annotation, molecular function: sequence-specific DNA binding; DNA-binding transcription factor activity, RNA polymerase II-specific. The coding region runs from base 1 to 759 and encodes 252 amino acids. Gene Ontology annotation, biological process: regulation of transcription by RNA polymerase II; cell differentiation. The transcript is spliced from 3 exons. NCBI's taxonomy places the organism in Eukaryota, Metazoa, Arthropoda, Insecta, Orthoptera, Acrididae.
AUGUGGCGCCUGCCCGCCGACGACCUGUUGAGCGGCCGCAGGAAGCUCGUCUACCACGGCGCCGCCGCGCAGCUCCACGCCUGCCUCCGCAUACCGGCGGACCCGUACCAGGUGCUGAACGCGGCGGGGUCGCGGCUUCUGGCGCAGGGCUCCGGCCAGAUCCAGCUGUGGCAGUUCCUGCUGGAGCUGCUCGCCGACUCCAGCAACGCCGCCUGCAUCGCCUGGGAGGGCAGCAACGGCGAGUUCAAGCUCACCGACCCCGACGAGGUGGCGCGCCGCUGGGGCGAGCGCAAGAGCAAGCCCAACAUGAACUACGACAAGCUCAGCCGCGCGCUCAGGUACUACUACGACAAGAACAUAAUGACAAAGGUGCACGGCAAACGGUACGCGUACAAGUUUGACUUCCACGGACUGAUGGCCGCAUGUCAGGCGCAAGCACAGGCCCAGGCAGCAGCAGCAUCUGGCGGAAGUGCGAGUGGCAGUUCAGGUGCAUCAGAUGGACUUUACAAGUACCAAGCACACCACAGUGAGCUGGGGCCCGCACUGUACCCGGCGUCCGCACUCGCCGACUCCGCCGCGGCUGCAGCUAAGCUGCUGCCGAGCACUACCGGGGUCACUGUCCCACCUCCGGGCACGGUCUCACCAUUCUGGACAUCAGCAGCAGCGGCAGCUGCUGCAGCUUCCGGACUGCAGUCCGUGUACUCGGUGGCACCUGUCAGGUACCCGUACACCCCUGGACCGGGGAGUGGCAGCAACUAGCCGGCGGCUCUGUGGCCAGCGUGCCUGACAGCACGAGUGGCCCCGACCCCGACCUGCACGUCCCACCGUCUGUGGCCCGAUCGAGACGGCACUCACAUCGGCAUUUCGGUCGAGCAGCCGAGCCCUUGGAGAACUCUGCUGUCCCGUCCACAUUACUUGUUCUCGUAGUGACUGCAGAGUUUGUUAUUUAUCUCCACUGCAACUACUUACAAAUCAUUCGUGUGCAAAAGAGAAAGGAGGCAACCUGUACUUACAAGUGAAGAACACUCCUAUUUGCCAACCAAUCUUACACACUUUUCACUGCAGUGGUAUGGACACUGUACUCUUCACAGAGCCAGCAGUAUAUGAGUUUAAGACAUGUGACACAGUAAACACUAUUGUGACUUUCAUUAUUAAUUUAGUUUACUGUGUAGAAAAAAAUGUUAAUUUUAUUUGUACAAUAUAUUGUUAAAGAAAGAAAUGAGUAAACUUUAAAAAUUACGGUUUACUUCAUAAUAUAAAAGAAGACAUAGGAGUGUGAGCACAAUUUUCAUCAAUACAGAUGAAGACUGUGUCCUUUAUCCCAUACAAAUUCUACUUUUUCAGUCUUCUAUCCCAUACAAAUUCUAAUUUUCAGUCUCUCUCUCUUUUACUCUGGUAAUAGUAGCAAAAGUUUAUGUAUUUUGUGAAACAAUGACUUACUUCAUUGAUUCUCUUCAGGUAGCAAGUUAGAGAAAAAUUCUAACACUAACUCCCAGUUUUAUACUGAACAAAUUCAUACUUCUUAUGAUACAAAAUAAUUGUUUGAGGUGAAUGUAAAUGUAUUUUCAAAUAGUAUUUAUACAUCUGAAGAAAACUAAACUUAAGCUGAAGCAGUAUGCACCACAAUUUUCAUACAAAAUUCUGUUGGGUGUUUACAAGAAAGUGAUGUACUUGUGAAAUGUUAUAGUUCCUCUGAAACAUUCAACAAUAAACAAAAUUUACAGCUGAUCAUCACUUAAUAAAACAUACAUAAAUGUAGAAAAAGUUUUACUAGAAAUGUGCAAGCCUUAUCACCCCAUUUUACCAUUUUUAAAAUUUUUUUUUUUGUUUACAUUCAAAGACUUAUCUUACCUUGAGGAAGAAGUGUUGCUUUGUUUCGUCUUUCACCAUUAUAAGUUGGAUUCUCAAACUGAACUUAUAUUAUCCUUUACUUUGUAGAGAAACCAGUAUGAGAUUGUCUCUUAUUUUAAUCUGUCUUAACUGACACUUGCUGGUAACAUAUUUAAUUUGUUAAUACAUCUAUUAUGAUGGAAUGCUUCCAAAUAUUCAUUCUUAUGACUUUGUAAUUUCAGUAUUCACAUUUGCAAGCUCCUCAGUCUAGCAUUGUUCCCACACUCAACAGCAUAGUUGAUGUACUUCAGAAUGUUCUUUACUAUAAAUAUUUCUGUUCCCGGAUUUCCAAAAUUUUAGUUUUAAAGUCUUGACACACAGAUCCGCCUGCAUUCCAACAUACACCCCCAAUAGUAAUAAUUCAAAUCAAAUUAUCAUUGUAUAUCGUUCCCCCUGAUUGCACCAUUGUGUUGCAUGAACUUUGCAUGUUUUUUUGCAUUUCACAAUGAAUGAGUUCAGUUGCUGUAAUUACCAAAGUCUCUCUUUUCCACCUUAGGUCAGUUUCUAUACUACAAAUGCAACAUAUACAUUUGUUAAAAACACAUGUGGUUCUGAUCAUUAUACACUGUAUGCUCUUGUGUAAAAUAACUAUUCUGAACUUCAGUUCUAUGCAUUUUAACCAUCCAUUCUUCCCACAAUUUAGUCAAUAAUUUAAAAGACCAAUUAAUAUUAAGUUUUACAUAAAUACGGGACAAUUUCCACUUUUUUUAAUUUUCUAUAGAGUCACUGGCUAUGACACAGUUUUUGAGAUAGUACCUGCUCUGAAUAUUUGAACAGAAUUAGUUCAUAUGUGAUUCUUUGACUGUUACAUAGCAUCUUUCCUACUAGGAAUUUUCCAUUCAAUAAUGGUAAUGGAAAUGACAUUAAUAAUUUUGAAUUGUUGUAUUGUGUUCUCUUCCUUCAAUUAUGCUACACCAUUGUUUAAUGCGUUUACCUUCCUUUACCUGGAGUAUGGAGUCAGGAUAUUUCAUGAAAAUACCCCUAAUAUUUUUUUAGUUCAACACAGUAGUAAAUUUGUAGCUCUACAGAAGGCAGUCCAUAACAAGAAAUGUGUUAAAUCAGUUUCUGAGAGAGUGAGAGUGAGAGAGAGAGAGAGAGAGAGAGAGAGAGAGAGAGAGAGGUCUGUAGAAACUCACUGUAAGAAAAUAGAUUUGCAAGUGUCUUUUUUUCUCAGCAUUGGCGUCACUACCAACAGUGUAUCCAGUUUUCUGGGACAUCAAUGACAGCCUGUGACAACUGAAUAAUAUAGAUUUCAGCCUUACACAGUAAUUAAUAGAAAAUUAUUAAAAGCAAGAAUCAAAAUAGUAUGACAUAUAACCAAAUAUAGAAUAUGUUGUCAAAACUUUUAAAUCUGAUGAAACUGCUACCUAUGUUUAUGUUCCUGUCUUGUAAAUAUGUGUACGUAAGUGUGAGGUUAUGUAAAUAAAUAUUGUGCUGUAUGAAAAUAGUUCACACUGACUAAAAAUUUUAUUAAAAAUAGAUAAAACCUUUAUUUUUGUGUAUACAGAAAACCACAACUUCAUGCCAUCUUGAAAAUGCUUACAAACUGAAAAUUAUCUUUCAUAACAUUGGUAAAUUCUUAUCUGGAGAUAUCUAAACAUGCUAUCUGCUUUGAAAUUGUACUUAGGUUUUUAUGCUACAGAACAAAUAUCACAAUA